AUGAGGUGCUGGCUCCUGCUGCUCGCCCUGCUGCUGGGGGCUGCCCUCCCGCCGCGCCAGAGGGUCAGCUACUCAGUCCCUGAGGACUUCUCUGCUCCCCUGGAGCUCCCACAGCAGCACUUUGGCUUGGUGGAUGAUUACGGCAUCAAGCCCAAGCAGCCUCGCCUAAGAACCCGUGUGGCCUGGGAGCGGCCGGUGGGGCUGCGCAGAGCUGGGAAAAGCAAGCGUGAUGAGCUUGACUUGCUGGAGUACUACUAUGAUGCCCAUCUGUGA
This is a messenger RNA of Chroicocephalus ridibundus (black-headed gull), 273 nucleotides long. RefSeq names its product Frey regulator of sperm-oocyte fusion 1 (gene FREY1). The transcript is spliced from 3 exons. Gene Ontology annotation, cellular component: endoplasmic reticulum membrane. Gene Ontology annotation, biological process: sperm-egg recognition; fusion of sperm to egg plasma membrane involved in single fertilization. The record is from RefSeq and is a predicted model, not a curated record. Bases 1 to 273 code for a protein of 90 amino acids. Lineage: Eukaryota; Metazoa; Chordata; Aves; Charadriiformes; Laridae.